CGCGUUCUCGGGGAGCUUUGCGGGUAGGGUUGCGCGCGACCGCUCCUGCGGGAGGCAGCGAAGGUUUUUAUAUCAGAGGCUGAUGGAGAACUGAAGAACGUCAGCUAUUACAGAGGCCACUGAGACAAUUCCUGUGCUGGAAGACACCGACAUCCUGACAGGAGCAUUCUUUCCUUUGAGAUUUCAAGUUUACAGAGGAUCACCUCUUAAAAGUUGAGGAAACCUUUGGUUUCAGAAACAGCUCUCCUUCAACAAGUUCUGUUUCCAAGGAAAGUCUUAACCAUUUGUCCCUUCUGGCGUACCCUCUUCCAUUGAAAUCCAUGCAGAAUAGACCAGAGAUGGGCAGCAGUGAACCCCUUCCCAUCACAGACGAUGACAGAAGGAAGAAGAAGAAGCGGAAGGCCCGGGCCACUGACUCCUUACCGGGGAAGUUUGAAGAUGUGUACAAGCUGACCUCUGAAUUGCUUGGAGAGGGAGCCUAUGCCAAAGUUCAAGGUGCUGUGAACCUGCAGAAUGGCAAAGAGUAUGCUGUUAAAAUCAUCGAAAAACAAGCAGGGCAUAGCCGGAGUAGGGUGUUUCGAGAGGUGGAGACGCUCUAUCAGUGUCAAGGAAACAAGAACAUUUUGGAGCUGAUUGAGUUCUUUGAAGAUGACACAAGGUUUUACUUGGUCUUUGAGAAAUUGCAAGGAGGCUCCAUCCUAGCCCACAUCCAGAAGCAGAAGCACUUCAAUGAGAGAGAAGCCAGCCGAGUGGUGCGGGAUGUUGCUGCGGCCCUUGACUUCCUGCAUACCAAAGGCAUUGCUCAUCGUGAUCUGAAGCCAGAAAAUAUAUUGUGUGAAUCUCCAGAAAAGGUGUCUCCUGUGAAAAUCUGUGACUUUGACUUAGGCAGUGGGGUGAAACUGAACAACUCCUGCACCCCCAUAACCACACCAGAGCUGACCACUCCGUGCGGCUCUGCAGAAUACAUGGCCCCUGAGGUGGUGGAGGUCUUCACUGACCAGGCCACUUUCUAUGACAAGCGCUGUGACCUAUGGAGCCUGGGCGUGGUCCUCUACAUCAUGUUGAGUGGCUACCCCCCCUUCGUGGGUCACUGUGGGGCCGACUGUGGCUGGGACCGGGGAGAGGUCUGCAGGGUGUGCCAGGACAAGCUGUUUGAAAGCAUCCAGGAGGGCAAGUAUGAGUUUCCUGACAAGGACUGGGCACACAUCUCCAGUGAGGCCAAAGACCUCAUCUCCAGGCUUCUGGUUCGAGAUGCAAAGCAGAGACUCAGCGCUGCCCAAGUUCUGCAGCACCCAUGGGUGCAGGGGCAAGCUCCAGAAAGGGGACUCCCCACGCCGCAAGUCCUCCAGAGGAACAGCAGCACAAUGGACUUGACGCUCUUCGCGGCUGAGGCCAUCGCCCUUAACCGCCAGCUGUCCCAGCACGAGGAGAACGAACUGGCAGGGGAGCCAGAGACACUGGCUGAGGUCCUCUGCUCUGUGAAGCUUUCCCCUCCCUCCAAGUCACGCCUGGCCCGCCGGCGGGCUCUGGCUCAGGCAGGCCGCAGUGGAGACGGGGGACCUUGCCCGACACCCACAGCACCCUGAACCACUCCGGCCAAACCUUGCAGAUCCUAGGCCUGUCCAGGCAUUGCCCCCUAAAAACCUGUGUGGCCAAAGUCUGCCAGAGCAGGCAGCAGGGUCUGCUCCAUGGCUUCGUUCAGGCUUUUCGUCUGUAAAGGCCCUGCGGUUCCCACCCAACCCCCCAUUUCCCCAGGGCCCUGGAGGAAAAAGCUUUUUCCAAAGGGGCUGUCUUUGAAAAGAAAAAGCAAUCACUUGUCACUUUGCAUAAUCGCCUGCAGCAGGAACUUCUCUGCUGGGCUCCACCUGCUCACCCGCCUGCAGAUCCAGGAUCCAGCCUGCUCUCCCGCCACAGCGGCCAGGGCUGCAGCCUUCAGGGAGCCAGCUUUGAGAAGCAAGAAGCAUCCGUUGACAGAGGCUGACGACAAGUGCCUCUUCCCUCCCUGCACUCUCACCCUCCUCUGAUGGUCCUGCCACCUUUCUCUGUCCUCCAAAUGUCCUCUUUGCCUGUCCUCCCCCUUGGCUGAGCAAAGCCAUCUCCUCAAAUCAGAAAAGACUAGGGAACCAUCCUCAUUCUGGGAUCCGGGUCGGUCUUCUGGUCUGUAGCACAGAGAAGCACAUAAUCUUUCUUUGCCGUGACCGAGUUGUGUCCCUCAUUUAUCAUCCUCUUUGUUUGUGAUUGCUGCUAAAGUCAGAAUUAUUUCUUUCUUUUUUAAAAAAGGCUUGCUUUUUUAGCCAUGGUCUUCCAGCAAAGAUGGGGCUGUAAGCUCCACUGCAAGCCCAUGGACUUUCUAGAACAUGUGCUGGCUUGCUGUUCUUUCUGGAAUGUCCGUCCAUUCAUUUGGGUUUUAAUCAGCUGUUCUCUAUUAUAACUGGUUUAAACUGUUACUAUGACGAGCCACUUAGAGACAGUGGAGACAAUGUCAGGGUCUGCUGCUGCAGUGCCCCUCAGGCCUUGUGUGGAGGGUGGCAGAGAUCUGAGCAGGUAGAUGGAGCUCUGUGCCUGAGUGAGGCCAGGUUGGAGGCAGCCCCACUGCCCUGGUCUGAGUGAUGUGGUGCCUGCUGACAAAGAGUAUGAAGGUACAGCCAUUGUCAGAUAAGCUGAAUGGUUGAGUCAUAUGGUGAGAUUUACAUAAUAGAUUUGUAUAUGGCAAACACGUUUAUACAACACAACAAUGCUUUUAUACAUUGAGCUUGUUUGAAUAAAACAUCUAAAUUCUA
This is a messenger RNA of Carlito syrichta (Philippine tarsier), 2780 nucleotides long. RefSeq names its product MAP kinase interacting serine/threonine kinase 1 (gene MKNK1). The record is from RefSeq and is a predicted model, not a curated record. Bases 321 to 1586 code for a protein of 421 amino acids. Gene Ontology annotation, biological process: protein autophosphorylation; peptidyl-serine phosphorylation; intracellular signal transduction. The transcript is spliced from 14 exons. Gene Ontology annotation, cellular component: cytoplasm; nucleus. Gene Ontology annotation, molecular function: ATP binding; calmodulin binding; calcium-dependent protein serine/threonine kinase activity. Lineage: Eukaryota; Metazoa; Chordata; Mammalia; Primates; Tarsiidae.